Dermacentor silvarum is the source of this 7574-nucleotide messenger RNA. RefSeq names its product phosrestin-2-like. Gene Ontology annotation, biological process: signal transduction; G protein-coupled receptor internalization. Gene Ontology annotation, cellular component: cytoplasm. The annotation marks the transcript as partial. The transcript has 11 exons. Gene Ontology annotation, molecular function: G protein-coupled receptor binding. The record is from RefSeq and is a predicted model, not a curated record. NCBI's taxonomy places the organism in Eukaryota, Metazoa, Arthropoda, Arachnida, Ixodida, Ixodidae.
UCAACGAAUGCCAUUCGCGCCUCGAAUACAGUAGCCACCACGGCCGGCGUUUUGAACAGAACCACCGCAGGUGGUAGCGGGAACGGCGCGAGCCGCGCACAGUCACCACCUUCGACGACGUCGUGCGCUCAACAGCAGUCGAGCAGCGUAGGACGGCUGGCCGCGGCCGGCCCCAAGCUGUCUCGGGGCGGCCUGUGCUGCGUCCACGAGGGGGCCACCACCGACGACGAAGAAGCGGACGACGUGGCUCGUAAGUCCGCGGCUGGUCGGCGGCCGCCCCCGUCGCAAGCCAAGGUGGCGCGAUUCCACGAGCUGCGGCGGCAGGCCUCGGCCUCGUCCAAGGCGUCGCCCGAGCAGCGAAAGCGAGAGGCUUCGCCGCCGCUAUGCCACGUCGAACUGCGCGGCAGGAAGGUCGUCAAGAAGUCCUCGCUGGACUCGAAGGUUACCUUAUACAUGGAGAAACGGGAAUUCUGUGAUCUGGGAACUUGCACGGAGCCCGUCGAGGGCGUGGUGGUGCUCGAUGCCGACCAGCUGCAGCCCAAUGAGCGGCUCCUGGUGGCGCUGGUGGGCCGGUUCCGGUACGGCCGCGAGGAGGACGAGAUCCUGGGCAUGACGCUCUGCCGAGAGGUCUACCUGGGACACACGCAGCUCUGCCACGAGCAGCCCAGCUCGCCCCGCACCCCGCAAGCCGCCACCGGAUCCUCCACCACGGAACCGCCCAAAUCCCCCGGCCGUGCCCUGUAUGCCAUGCAGCUGGGACCUGUGCACCGCCGGUUGAUGGACGCCCUGGGCGAAGCGGCCGUGCCUUUUCGUUUCGAGUUUCCCCGGGAUGCUCCGGUUUCGACGGUGAUGCAGCGACUGACUCCCGAGUCCGGAGACACGUGCGGAGUCCGGUACCUGGUGCGGUGCUACACGCUUCUCGACGAAGAAGAGACGCCCGCGCAGUGCAAGAGCUGCGUGAACAUCGGCAUCCGCAAGGUACAGUGCGCCACCACGCCUCGCCCCAUCUGCGUGGGCCCGCGGUCGGCGUUGCUCACCAAGGACUUCCCUCUCAACGCCGGCAAGCUAGUGGUGGAGGCGAGCCUCGAAAAAGAGCUCUACUUCCACGGCGAAGAAAUUGUGGUUAAAGUGAACGUCCAGAACCAGUCGCAAAAGACGGUGAAGCACAUCAAAGUCUCGAUCCUCCAAGUCGUGGACAUCUGCAUGUUCUCUACGGGCCGCUGGAAAGUUUGUGUCGCUACGGCAAACGGGAGUAAGGACGACUGCCCCGUGCUUCCGGGAUCGACGGUGGAGCGCCGCGUGUCGGUGACACCAUCGCUGGAGGAGAACCGCCAGAAGUACGGCGUCUUCGUCGAGAGCUACAAGGGCGACGACAUUCACUGCCUCGCUUCUUCCACCAUCAUCUCGGACCAUGCCAGGAAGAACCUGUUCGGCAUCGUCGUCUCCUACGAAGCGAAAGUGAAAGUUUAUCUCGGCACGCUGAGCUCGCUUUCGGGGCGAGGCGAGAUGGCAUGCUUCGUGCCGUUCCUGCUAAUGCACCCGAGGCCCGCAGAGUCGCCCGUGGAUCCGAGUCCCGACGAGACGCUCACGGCGACCACGUCAUCCAACAGCGCCAAGCCCGUGCCGGCCACGGGCCUCGACGAGGUGAUCGCCGAGUCCACGGCGCGCACGGGCGCGGCCGUCCUGCAGGGACCGAUAGAGUCCAGUCCCGGCGGAUCUGUGGACGUCCUGGGCGGCGACAGCCCCACUGAGACCGCGACUCCGGCCGGUUCCUCCUGCGAAGAUGAGCUCGUCCGCAAGUUUGACGAAGUCAACACCAACAGCGACUGAGGCUGCGGAGAGUACGGGAAACAGUGGCCAACCGUGACCAUGCCAAUCAGUGCGACUCAUCUGUGGCCAGUGCACGCGCCAGUUGGUACGAGCAUGCCACUGGUCCAGAAGUGCAUUUUCUGCUCCGAGGUCCAACAGCCUCGCCUCGCGCAGAGUCCCUGUUAGACUCGUACUUUCCUGUCGUGCGUGACGCGACAGUUUCCUGCAAGUGUGAUGCUCUGCUUUACGUAACACUGCAGCAGGCUUUCACGACAAACAUUCGGGAGGGCAUGCCGAAUCUGGCAGUCCAUUCAGUAAGAAGCGCAUGUCGACGUCCAGUAACAGAAGGUAUCAUAGCUGAGGCUGUAUAGUGAGAAAAAUGUCUACUGAAUUCUUGAGCUUGCAUCACGUAGGCACGCAAUGGCCUUUACUUCCGGCGACUUCGUCGUGGUUCGAAGUUCGAAGAAAAAGAAAUAUACUGGCAACAAUCACGAUAACAGGAUUGUUGGCAUGUUUCAGCUCCUGAGUAAACUUGCUGUUCCUUGCGCAAGCCCGGCUCUGCAAGGAUACCGCUCCUUGGGUGGCCUCUUUGCAAAGCCGCGCUUGCCACUUGUCCUAGUGAAAAGCUGUAGGCGUCAAUUUCGUCGGCGCAGUCGCGCGAAGUGAAUCAUUCGUACAAGGACUGGAAAGGUACCGAGAUUUACAAUACGCGCGCACUGCGAACUUGUACUAAGCUGUCGGAGCGCUCGCUACGUAGGCGUGAUUCUUUCCAUAGUUGCGCGCGUAUGCUAGAAGCUUUUCGAUGUUUCUGUGCCGUCUUAAGAGCUGUUCAACACCGCGAAUGAAGUAUCUUUUGUGCUUGUCGCGCCGCUGGUGACACGAUGUGUUCACUUCUCGUGUGAGUCGAGAAUCUCCUGCCAAUGUCAGCAUGCUGGCGUGUUCCCGCCUUGUUAGACGCUGAAGCGGUGCAUGCCUUUGUUUUCUGUCCUUCGAUGGUGCUCAUCUUGCACCAAAGCAGCGAGAUUUUCGUGAACUCUCUACAGAGCCAGUGACAAACUGCGACUACAGCACGAAUCCCGAAGGGAGCUACAAACUACCACACACUGUCGUUCCUGCGGAUUCCUCCAGUUCUUGUUGACGUGAGCACGCAGAGACGAUGCCUAUGGGCAAUCUUGUUCCACUACGUUCGUUGUGAAUAGCUGUUUAUCUUCCUCGCGUUGUUGUACUGGUGCCAUGAUUUGUGAUCUUUAUCAGACUAACACGAGCUUAUGGGGACCACGCAGUCUUGGACUAGCGCAGAUGAAGAAAGAGAGCGAUACGACGGUUACGCUUGACGAAGGCUUUCGGUGACGGGCGUAGCCGACGAGUGAUUAUGUUGUCAUCGACGCGUUGUGCCAAAAUACAUAAAUAUACAUGUAACUGCUGCGACAAGUGCUUGCUUGUGGCCACAGCGGUGAUGAGAGCGAAGGCAAAGUGGCUACGGAAUGGUAUCAUGAUUGCAAUGAGGCGCGAAACACAAUGAGUGGGUAUCGGCGCAGUUCUGGCUAGGCUUGGGUGUUUAUUUAAACGUCCCCGGACCAUGCGUAACGUACUUCGUGAUGUGAUGUGAUUAUUGCAGCUGCCCUCUCAGUACUCUUCGCUGUAACUUUAUAUUUGUGUCCGAGAGGCAUCCGGCGACCGCAGAAGCACGCACCUGAAACAUGCGCACGGCAAGAAGCCCCCUUCCAGGGCUUCUUUCAUUAAGCAUUGUCUAGAAAAUAAGUAGCAGGUUUUUCUUCUCGCUCGUUUGCCAAGAGUCUCGACGGAUUCGCGGCAAGGCAACCCGCGCUACGAACAGAACCUUUGUGUUUUGAAAUCAACUGUGUCUCGUUGUAGCAUCCCGACUAUGAAAUAGUGUAGAGCCUACGGGAACAAUCGUGUCGAGUUAGAGCCCCCGCAUUUUGUACGCGAUGCUGCCUCUUUGUUCUGAGUUGAGGGGUGCAACGCUGACGCUACAUUCACACCUGCAUUUAGAGAGCCACUGCUACAUCAGCCAGGCGGUCCCAUCUCUCUUUCUAUCUCCAGAGCACACAAACGAAAGGGGAUCGCCGAGCAUGCGCACGAGUGGGCAGCGAGCCACGCGCUUAAUUUCUUUCCGCUACUCCGUUUUAUUCAGCGCUUUCCCGACGCAGACGUCGUUCACACACGCAAUUUCCUGUUGCAGCGUUGCUUCCCGAAAAGUUCUCUAUUUUGGCGUACACUCGCACCGCCCCCCCCCCUCCCCCCUCCCUUCCCCUCAACCGUCGCCGCAAUUAUUUAAGCGACGGCGGGAGGCAUAGCGCAAAGCUGAUUUUGCAAGUGCCUGCACGCAUGCUGCGGCAACGGGGUGCUAUAGAUGCAUACGCGAAGACUAACUGAACAAAAAAAGAGGAGCCUAACAUAUAGCGAAAGCAGAUCAUUACGCGACACGCGCGUUCAUGCUGUCAGGCUGCAGGCAUAUAUAUGUAAGUCACGACGCGGACCAUUGCCCCGUUCCCUCCGUUCUUGUUCUUUCUUACCUCGUGUCGCAGGGGGCCGCAGGAUUCCUCGCGUGUACAUACAUUUCUAAACCACGUGCCGCGUUGAUGUCCGGUGACCACCGCUCUCUAUAUUUGAUACGAAACACAUAUGGCAUCGCGUCAACGUGCAGGCAUGGAAGGGGGGAAAAAAACCAGAAAAACGCAGACAAGCAGCGUACGCUCUCCUUUACAUCCAAUUCCAAGCACCCGUCGUCGCUCGGCUAAUGAGAAAAGUUGCCCGGCGCGCAUUAUUCGUAGGUGUAGAACAACAACAAAGAAGGUAUAUAGUAGAGAUGGAGAGAGCGCGCACGGCAUUAAAGCUCCUUGUACUAUACGGCCUGCUCUAGUCGGUCGCCCCCUUACUUGUCGAUGCAGACCGUCCCUCCUCCUCAUAAAUCAUUCUGUUGGCGGCAUCAGCGACCGCGGGAACGAGAGAGCGUGCUUCCCUAUCCAUUUCCCCGAAUUCCGGCCCAUGGUGCGCCGACGCAACUCUUCCCCCGGGUGACAUUGAAGCAGUUCGUUCGCACGUGGUUCGCUCGGCGGCGCUAAGGUGCCUAACAGCCGUCUGCGACCCUGGGGGUCCGCGCGGUGAUAUUUCUUCGACGAUGUACAAAAGGAAAUGGCUUGUCUCGGCUGUCAUCCCGCGGCGGCGGCGGCGCGCUGGAUUCUCAGCAAAGACGUGUCGCGGCUGCCUGUCUUGUCGAGAGCUGACCGCCGCAUGGCGUGGAGUGAUAUGGAAGGAAAGCAAAUGGCACACGCGUGGUUCUGCCACGCACGUUUCGCUAGAAGGAAGCGGUGUGCAUGGUUCGCUCGGGUUACGCUGUUUUUUGUUUGUUUGUUUUUUUUUUGGAUGACUGCGCUGUGACUUGACUUACAACCAUUACUACCACCGCUACUACUAUACUGCACUGUACAGGUAUAAUGUGUAUGCGUACGCACUGUACAGAUUUGGGGUGUAUAGCUUGUACACAUGUACAAAAUAUGGGCAUUGUUAGCUGAUGUGUUGAGCAUGCCGCUGGUUUUGUUGGUGGUAAGCGCGCCCAUGUAACCUGUUUUGCGCGCAUUGACUGUGGGAAAAUAUGUGAUCCAAUGUCUCUUGGCUUGCGACUGCACUCUCGUUAAUCAGAGGCUGUGACACUUCUUGCAGGUGGCUCUUUGCACAGGCUUCUUCACCUCGUGAAACUUGUAUACCUCGAACUCCAGAGAUAACGAGCUAUGCUGCAACAUUUUUAUUGACGUAUGAAGUUUGAGAUACCAUUUCAUCCUUCGAAUCUGAUAUUCAUCUUCCUGCGAUAUAAAGCCAUUGUAAUCAGGAGUGAGGUAUGAACCUCCAUUGAAAUUAUGGAGAUAGCAGAGAGAGAAAACUGGAAAUGCGAGCAGGAGGCGUAAUCUAAGCAACUACCAGAGAAACAAAUUUCAGGGGCUCUGAUAAUAUAGUGUUGAGAUUUUUUUUUCUCCCCCAAAUAAUAAUUACGCAUCUCUUUGUUUUUUUUUUUUUUUUUUUUGCCACAGAGCGGCUUCUGUAUCGUCAAUUAAGACCAAAGUUUCCAUCGGCUAGCUACCUUCCACGAGAGAACACAGCACUUUAUCGGGAGCUUUAUCAAGAACCUGAUAAACUGUAUGUCGGAACCUGAUGACUCUAUGUCGCUUCGGAGCCGGUUUGACAACAAAUAAGUCAUCUGAGCUAUGACUACACCAUAUCAAACUAAAGAGCAGCAUCUAGCGUGCAUUCGUGGUGACUGGAGGCCUUGUGAAAAGUUCAUACAAGCCUGCAGGGAGCAUUCAGUCUGACGGCAGUUUGCACACACUCACCUCAGUCACGGCUUCGCUAAGCUUGGCAACGUAUCUGGUAUCGAGCUGCGUUUAAUGGUUCGAUGGAAGUCGCAGUGCUUGUGUAAGCUCAUUCGCUUUGAGGUUACAUCUUUUCGCAUGCUUCGAUAUCUUAGGCAGACAAGAAGUUAUCGCACACACCGAAAUCGAGAGAAAUAUUUUCGGCAAUUAUUAAUGUAACGAAUAUUUGAUACAUAAAUUGCUACAUAAAAGGUUGCUUGCAGCAAACGCCUUACACUUCUACAGCAGAAAGUAUCCUUGCAUCGAAGAGAGAGUAAAACGUAAACUUAAAAGCCGCGUCUUGGAAUGCUUUAACAACUGAAUUACGAAUAUGAACACAUUCGCGAGGAGCCUCAGCGUCACAGUCAUCAAGUGCGAUACUAAAUCAGUACAGGUAAUGAACAACAAGCGCGCGUUCUUGUUAGUGCCGUUGCUUAAACUGCGGUAGAGCGGGCGGAUGUGUAAGAAAAUUUUCUAGUCACGUUGUUUACUGGUUGAAUAUUUUGCAAGGAACAUCACAAUUACAAGGUAGAGACUCGGUCGUGAUGCUCAAAUUAGCGUAUUGUUGUAGCAGCAGUGGCCGUCUGGCACAUACCGAUUCGAUAAAUUAAGGGAAUAAAGUAUAUAGUCCUUCUUGAGCGUGUUACAAAUGAAUCAUUUGUUUCGGCAGCUAAUCUAUCAAUGGUACAAAGUUUGCAUACUAAAGAAAAGGUAUCUUCCUGACCACUGCUAACUUCUACAUGUGCAGACGAUCACAUUUACUGGGCAAAAACUGUUCUUGCUUUAUUACCACAGCAGGUUCGAGCUAAAGCUCCUUAUCCACUUUUUUGGCAUUCCUUACGUGGUCACAAAGACACAUCAAAUAUUUAUAUUGCAAGCACAGCCGCAGGUCUGCAGAGCGACUUUGGGUAGUGGGAGAGAUCAGUAAGAGACUGUGCGGUAAGCCCAUAGGAAGAGAGGCGGCUGAAAAUUCUUAAAGACGAUUUUGCCAGUGGCUUUAGCGAAAUUCGUUGAAGGCGAGUGCGUCUGCGCGAUCACUGAUGGGCAGACUAUACCUACUGCCAGCAUUGCCACGUUUUCAAUCAGAUAUCAUGGUUCAAGAAGCUAUAGAAGUGGUGGUAGCGUGUAUGUCGGUGAGUUUCGAUGACAGCUGGACAGGACGAUGUAUCUGAUAAAUGAUGUCAUCGACGGAACGUACCCACCCCCUUUUUGUCCAGAGCAGUUCCUCGCAAGAAUACACUCAUGGAGACGUAUAUACACUGUUGUUGUGCGCGAAUCUCAUCUAACCACAACGCUUGGCUAAGCGAGCUUUCAUAUUUUGUUUUACCAGCCUUACUGUAACGCGCUUGCAUCGUCAUCGUCAACAAGUUCACUAAUAAAAGUCAUAUAUGGCGACUG